Triticum aestivum (bread wheat) is the source of this 1181-nucleotide messenger RNA. RefSeq lists its product as uncharacterized. The record is from RefSeq and is a predicted model, not a curated record. The coding region runs from base 121 to 909 and encodes 262 amino acids. Lineage: Eukaryota; Viridiplantae; Streptophyta; Magnoliopsida; Poales; Poaceae. The transcript has a single exon.
GCCCGCCACACACCAGUCACACUCACACGGGUUCAGACACAUCGCCUCGCCUCGGCCCGCUGUUCGCCGCCACCAGCUAGCUAGUCCAGCGCCACCGCCAGGCAGCCCACGGCCGCAGCAAUGGCGCGUCUCGCCACCAUCCUCAGCUUCGGGGACCACGCCGAGGAGGGCGCCGGCGCCUUCACGGAGCCGCAGGAGGACUACCAGCAAGAACACGACGACGACGACGACGCGGCGUCGGACGCCAGCGGCGACAGCUUCGAGUUCGCGUUCGCGCGGCCGCUGGCGCCGGCGGGCGGGGAGGCGCUGGCCGACGACCUCUUCGCGCACGGCCGCAUCCUCCCGGCCUACCCGGUCUUCCACCGCCGCCAGGCCCACGACGACGACGCCUCGGCCUCGGCCACCUCCGCGACGGCGCCGCCCUCGCCGGACACGUACUGCGCGUGGGCGCCGCGGUCCGCGCCGGGGUCGCCCGCGCGCGAACCGGCCGCCUUCCCCAAGAGCGCGUCCACGGGCACGGGCGAGGCCGCGCGCCGCUUCCGCCUGCGCGACAUCCUCGGCUCCGGCGGCCGCUCCCACAGCGACGGCAAGGAGAAGUUCCUCUUCCUCCAGCCGACUCCCGCCAAACCCAAGUCCAAGACGAGCGCAUUAUCCGCCGCGUCGGCUCCGGCCAACAAGAAGACUUCGCAGCAGAAGCAGGGCAAGAAGAAGGGCGCGGCCGCCGCUCCGACGGAGAUGGACAUGGCCACCGCGCACAGGCUCUUCUACAGCAAGCCCGGAGCCGCGGCCGGCCCCGGCGGCGAGAGGACGACGACGACGACGAAAAAGUCGUACCUGCCCUACCGGCCGGCCAUCGUCGGCUUCUUCGCCACCGCGCACGCGCUGCGCCCCAAGCACCACCCCUACUAGCCAUCACAUCCCAUCCCCUGCUCCGCUGCUGCCACGAUAAAUCUCAUCAAAUUAAAUUAGUUCGUUAAUUCGUUCUUUUGUCAGAUUCCACGCUCCCGGAAAAAAAGAGAUUCGGUCAAAUCGCUGGUUCUCGUUGGUGUGUAAAUAUAAAAUCGCGUGCUUUCUUGACCCUGAACUUGUCAAUUUCCAGCUACGGCACGUACCCUAUAGUUUACUGCCAAUUGUGAAUCCAUCUGUCUUGUAAAUUAGUCAGCUAAUUCACCCGAGACCAA